This is a messenger RNA of Engraulis encrasicolus (European anchovy), 2940 nucleotides long. It is a transcript of the gene dcbld1, whose product is annotated as discoidin, CUB and LCCL domain containing 1. Bases 141 to 2447 code for a protein of 768 amino acids. The record is from RefSeq and is a predicted model, not a curated record. Lineage: Eukaryota; Metazoa; Chordata; Actinopteri; Clupeiformes; Engraulidae. Gene Ontology annotation, molecular function: signaling receptor activity. The transcript is spliced from 15 exons. Gene Ontology annotation, cellular component: plasma membrane.
AUAAAACAUGAGAGCAGUGGUCGUUCUAGUGCGCUUUUCGACUCAAUCACAGCAAAAGCCAGCGACGCAGGGGAAGAAGAUCCCGAUGAAACCGAGCGAAUGUGCUUGCAAAUCGCUGUUCGCCGCGGCUUAAAGCUGAGAUGUACGGAAACGUCAAACUUUAUGGGACCAUCCUGAUUUAUUCAGCACUUUCCAGGAUUGUAUACGGCGAGAAAUCGGACAACGGCUGUGGCCACUCCAUCCAGGGGCAGAACAGUGGCGUGCUGUCCUCCAGGAACUACCCGGGCACCUAUCCCAACAACUCCCUCUGUGAGUGGAGGAUCCACGUGCACGAGGGCAGCAGCAUCGUCAUCAAGUUCGCCGACCUCAACAUUGAGUCUCGGGACUGCGAUGCCGACCACGUGAAGAUACUCUGGGGCACUGGCCGAAGCCAGCGAGUGUUGGGACCAUUCUGUGAUCUGAAGUCCACCCCAACGCUCCUGAAGUCCCUGCGGGUGGAUGCCAGUGAGAUCCAGGUCCACUUCCGCAGCGGACAGCACAUCUCUGGCCGAGGGUUCCUGCUCUCCUACGCGUCCUCAAACUACAAAGAUCUGCUUACAUGUCUCGACAAAGGCAGCCAUUUCUCGGAUGCUAAGUACAGGAAGUACUGCCCGGCCGGGUGCGGAACUGUGUCAGGAGAGGUGGAAGGGGACGUCUCCCAGGGAUACAGACAUACGUCAACACUUUGCAAGGCAGCGGUCCAUGCAGGCGUGAUCUCAGACGAGGUCGGAGGUUACGUGUCUGUGGAAGAGCAGAGUGGCAGGAGCCACUACCCAGCAGUCAAGGCCAACAGGAUCCAGUCUAAAGACGGGUCAUUGUCUGAGAAGGCCUUCACGUUUGCCACCGAUGACUGCAAGAAGCCAGAGGUCCUGCGUCCUGUGGCGCUGAACGACAGCUCUGGCCAGCGAUUGGCUGGUGCCGGGGACGGGCGCUCGUCUGAUUGGUCCCCCAACGACACGGAUCCUGUCUCCUCCUCCUCCUCCUCCUCCACCUCCUACUCUUCAUCUUCCUCAUCCUCCUCUUCCUCCACCAGCGUGGUUUGGACGCCGGACUCCAGUGGCCGCUCUGGCCAGCCGUGGCUGCAGCUGGACCUGGGCGAGAAGAGAAGGAUCACAGGAAUCCUGACGUCCGGCUCCCCGUCCAGUGGGCACUACGUGAAGAGCUACAGGCUGGAGUACCGGGAGAGGAACCGCUGGAAGGCGUACGGCCAAAACAACAACUCCGAGGCCAUGGUGUUGGAGGGGAACACGGAUAGCCACCAGCAGACGCGCGUGACCCUGAGGCCGACGGUGGUGGCGCGUCACUUGCGCCUGUUGCCCCAGGACUGGCACCUGCGGCCCGCCAUGACCCUGCAGCUGCUGGGCUGCGAUGCCAAGAACGUCCCCCCUGCCGUGACUCUUGUGGUGCCAGAGGGGCCGGUGAAUAAGUCAUCUCAGGUGACUGUGGGGGAGAUGCUGCCCACCGAGCCCAGGGCCACAGGACAGGACGACGAGACGGACACCGAGCAGCAGCCCGUCGACUCCUCCCCUCUGAUUGACUUUGUUCAGCUCGUUAUCAUCAUUGUCGUGGUUGCUGUGCUGGUGCUGAUGUUGCCGGUGUGUGUCUGCCUCUACAAGACCCUGCACAGGAAGAAGAGCAAGGAGGGUGGCUAUGGCUCCUCUGAUGAACAACACACAGGUUGCUGGAAGCAGAUCAAGCAGCCGUUUGCGCGCCACCAGUCCACAGAGUUCACCAUCAGCUACAGCUCAGAGAAGGAGUCCAUCCAGAAGCUGGACCUGGUCACCAGUGCCAUGGCAGCGGAGUACCAGCAGCCUCUGAUGAUCGGCACGGGCACGGUGAGCCGCAAGGGCUCCACCUUCAGGCCCAUGGACACGGACGCCAAGGACGACUCCCCCCACUCUGCCGACGGCUCCCACUAUGACUUCCUCAGCACGGCCAACCAGUACGCCCUGCCGCUGACCAACCAGGAGCCGGAGUACGCCACGCCCAUCAUCGAGCGCCACGCCCCCUUCCGCAAGGAGCCCUUCGUGCCCGACUCCAGCUACAACGUCCCGGGGGCCGUGCUCAGCAAGACGCCCUCCUUCCGGGCGGCCGAGAACGGGGUGCCCGCGUGCCGCAAGGCCGCUGCGGGGACAGGACUGGUGGUGGCGGGGGGCUACCAGACACUGCCAGGGAGGGUGGAGAGGGCCAACCACUCGGAGGGGGUCUACGACAGCCCCAAGGUGAGGCGGGUCGCCCCUGUGGCACUGGCGGCAGCGCUAUCGGACUACCAGAGGCCUCAGGCCAAAGCCUCGGUGCUCGAGUGCUACUCGACCCCUCGGGACUGCAUCCGGCUGGGGCAGCCGUCCUCUCCUCACCGGCCUGACCCGGAGGGCAGCGCGGAGCGUUCCCCGCCCAACGGAACCUAACUGUGACCAGCCCUGAUCCCAAGUGAACUUUUGUAUUGCUUUUCAAACUGACCUCAGCAAAAAAAAAAAACACACCCAGAGACUUUUCUACUAAAUUAUUUACCAUUUUUGGUUGUUGAUGUUGAUGUUGUUUGGGGAUUGGGUGCUCUAAUGUUUUAUGUUUUUGCUAGCCCCAUCUUGGGGCUCCAUGGACUAGCUGCUUGGAUAACAUAACGUGCGGUUCUGGAAGGAUCCCGUUGUGGUGUCUGAAAUUGUGUAAAUAGGUUUUUAUUCCUUCAGACUAAAGGUUGUGAAAGACGUCGUCAAGAUGUUACUGAUAAUGCUUUAUAUUUCUGGAUGGGGAGGGCAUGGUGACGUACUGUUUUUUAUUAUUUAAUGCUUACUUUUUGAAGAGCAGAGGAAAAACCAACCCUGUCUUUAAUACUUGUAUUUGCUGUGAUCUUACACUAAGAUGGCCCAAAGUCUUCAUCUCAAGAGAAUACUGUGACCCAGA